Molecule: messenger RNA, 1436 nt
Organism: Teleopsis dalmanni
Lineage: Eukaryota; Metazoa; Arthropoda; Insecta; Diptera; Diopsidae
Product: ras-related protein Ral-a
Exons: 5
Coding region: 105-710 (201 amino acids)
Biological process (GO): Ras protein signal transduction
Cellular component (GO): plasma membrane
Molecular function (GO): GDP binding; GTP binding; GTPase activity
Source: RefSeq, a predicted model, not a curated record
AUUUAUUGCCACAACUGUAUCCUAUUUCAAGAUUCUGCAUACUUUAGUCUAGUCCAUAGCACACACUCCCUUUCCCUAGAACACAGUAGUAACCUCUAAUAAAUAUGAGUAAAAAGCCUGCUGUUGGACCCGCGCUGCAUAAGGUGAUUAUGGUGGGCAGCGGUGGUGUGGGCAAAUCAGCGCUGACGUUACAGUUCAUGUACGAUGAAUUCGUAGAGGAUUACGAACCAACCAAAGCCGACAGUUAUCGAAAAAAAGUUGUUUUAGAUGGCGAAGAAGUACAAAUAGAUAUACUGGACACAGCUGGUCAAGAAGACUAUGCUGCCAUAAGAGAUAAUUACUUCCGCAGUGGCGAAGGUUUUCUUUGUGUUUUUUCAAUAACAGAUGACGAAAGCUUCCAAGCUACACAAGAAUUCAGGGAACAAAUCUUACGUGUUAAAAACGAUGAAAGCAUACCGUUCCUGUUGGUGGGCAACAAAUGCGAUUUGAAUGAUAAACGUAAAGUGCCGCUCAACGAAUGCCAGACACGCGCCCAACAGUGGCAAGUGCCGUAUGUGGAAACUUCUGCUAAAACACGCGAAAACGUCGACAAGGUAUUUUUUGAUUUGAUGCGCGAAAUAAGAUCACGCAAGACCGAAGAUUCAAAAGCGACAAGUGGGCGUGCAAAAGACAGAUGCAAGAAGCGGAGACUUAAGUGUACACUACUUUAGGCAAUAGGUAUUUUAUGAUCUUAUCAGGGAUAUUUCAUCGCGUAAGAAACAGCGUCAAACUGAUGUUAAACAGCCGACAAAAACCAAAUCUCUUUGCUGCCAAUUGCUGUAAUACCAACAAUUUCAACUACAAAUAUAAACCACACCAACCACAACAUUUCAUUAUAACUUAAAACAACAACAAAAACAACAACAAGAACACAAUAUAAUAAGCAUAAAUUUUAUAUUUGGUUUAUGAAAAUGUUAAGCUUGCAAUAAUAAUAAAAACUUAAAUAAAUAUAUUUAUAUAAUUAUUCUUAUUAUUAUUAUUAUUAUUAUUAUCAUAAUUAUUAUUAUCAUUAAAAUUAUAAUUGUUUUCUUUUGCUUUAAUAACAUAAAUUACAUACACUCCGCUCCGUCUGUAGUUACCAGAGAUAACACAAAAAGGAUUUGUUGAGACUCAAUAAAUCCUAUUUGUGUUAUUAACUGGAGUUGUAAAAGAACUCAAAACAAUAUCAAUUCAAAACAAAAAAUAUAAUAUAACAAUUUUUUUUUUAAUUGAUUUUUAAAUAAGCAUCAAAAUAAUUUAUAGCUAAUUAUCGAUAAAGAUGUAGGAAACAAGAUAGUUGUAUUGCAAACAAUUUGAAAAGGCAUUUGUUUUAUCAUUUUUAGUCUCAGAUUCAGAUUCGGACUCAGUUGAUCUAUUAUGUAUAUUAACAAAAAAAAAAUUCUUUACCAAGUUAGUUG